Messenger RNA from Chelonoidis abingdonii (Abingdon island giant tortoise), 4954 nucleotides. Lineage: Eukaryota; Metazoa; Chordata; Testudines; Testudinidae. The record is from RefSeq and is a predicted model, not a curated record.
UCUGGCUCUUGCAGCUUGGCUCUGAUCUGGAGUUCGCGUGUGCGCCUGCGCUGGCCUGUCAGGCUUAGGGGAGCGGCUGAUACCCGAGCGGGCGGCGGAGGCGGCGCCGGGCCGGGAAAAAGUACGAGUCCCCUAAUGCCUGAAUAAGGUCUUUACUCUUCUGUCUUUCUGCAAAAAAAUUCUCUGCAGCCAUGGAUGAAUAUAGCCGCUUUGUGGAUUGGGACAAGAUGGAUACCACAAUCCAGACGCAGGACUCAAAGGAGCUAAUCUGCACAGAUUUCCAGGAGUUCAAACAGCUUGCCCGACAGGGCUGUUGGGCCAAGAAUCACUCUUUGAGAGCCAAAGUAUACCUGAAGCUAAUUGGCAACAUCCCAUGCCGCACAGUGACACCAGAUGCAAACGUGUACCGGGAUAUUGUUGUGAAGAUCAUUGGCAAGCGUAAUGCUGGCACCCUGCCAUUGCCAGAGUUUGUGGAUAACAGUCUGGUUCCCAAUUACUGUUUGAAUGCCGAGGGCAUUGGGGCAGUCAGGAAGAUAAUCUGCUGCAUUGCAAAUCAGUUCCCUGACAUAUCAUUCUGCCCAGCACUGCCUUCUGUGGUGGCUCUGCUCCUCCACUACAGCAGGGAUGAGGCAGAGUGCUUCGAGAUGGUUUGUCGCAUCCUUGCUUGCAAUGACCCGUCCAAGCGGCUCAUUGACCAGACAUUCCUGGCGUUUGAGUCCUCCUGUAUGACCUUUGGUGACCUGGUUAACAAGUACUGCCAGGCAGCACACAAACUGAUGGUGGCAGUGUCUGAGGACGUGCUGGAGGUGUACUCUGACUGGCAGCGGUGGCUCUUUGGAGAGCUCCCCUUGGUGUAUGUUGCUCGGGUCUUCGAUGUGUUCCUAGUGGAGGGCUACAAGGUGCUCUAUCGGAUUGCACUAGCCCUUCUCAAAGUCUUCCACAAAGUGAGAGCCGGGCAGCCCAUAGAGUCGGACAAUGUACAACAAGACAUUCGAGCUUUUGUUAGGGACAUUGCCAAGUCAGUGUCUCCUGAGAAGCUGCUGGAGAAAGCGUUUGCCAUACGGCUUUUUUCCCGGAAGGAGAUCCAGCUUCUGCAUAUGGCCAAUGAGAAGGCCCUACAGGAGAAAGGCAUCACAGUCAAACAGAAGAGCCGCUGCACUCCUCCUGUUUGCAGUGUUUCAUCUCCUAAGAGACAGAACGUGCACUUGGCAGUGCAUGCUGAGAACUUCAAGUCCGAAAUUGUCAGCGUGAAAGAGAUGAGAGACAUCUGGUCCUGGAUCCCAGAGCGCUUUGCACUUUGCCAGCCCCUAUUACUUUUCACCACUUUGGAGCAUGGCUGCAGCCUAAACAGGUUAUAUUCUCACAGCGAAGGACAUGAACCAACGCUCCUCGUGAUCAGGACAACAGCCAAAGAGGUCUUUGGCGCUUAUUUGUCAACUGACUGGAGUGAGCGCAGGCGAGGAGGGAAUAAACUGAGUUUCUUUGGGACAGGAGAAUGCUUUGUAUUCAGGCUGCAGCCAGAAGUGGAACGCUAUGAGUGGGUGAUAAUCAAGCACCCCGAACUGGCCAUGACUACUUCUGAACCAGGGGCUAAGUCCAUGCAGGUUUCCACUGUCCUGUCCUCCAGCAGCAUCCCCUCGGACUCCUCGGAUCGUCUUUCCCCCUUCCUAGCUGCUCGUCACUUCAACUUGCCUUCCAAAACUGCUUCCAUGUUCAUGGCUGGCAGCAACGAGUGCAUCAUCAUAGGAGGUGGUGAUGGCCAGGCCCUCUACCUUGAUGCAGACCUGAACCAUGGGAGAACCAGCCACUGCAAUACUUUCAAUAAUCCGCCACUGUGCUCUGAAAACUUCCAGAUCUCUGCCAUGGAGGUGUGGGGCUUCAAGGACACUAUGAAUGUCUGAGGCUAUAACCAUCAUCAAAACAAUAAGCCUGUCAGACAUCUCAAAAUUCUCAAGACAAAUAUUAAUGCAAAAGCCAAGCUAACACAAAAAUUCCACCUGGCUCCUUCUAGCUUAGCUAUUAAGGAGCACACUAAAUGCGGGGCUUAGUUGUUUACUGUUGCUCCUUAUAUGCAAAAUGUAAAUGACUAGGUGGUGCAUCUGGUUAACUCCUUUUACCUCUGGCAAACUAGAUUCAAACCCUUAUUUAAGUAACAAGUAGAAAUGUGGGUAUCUCAUUCUAGUCCUUAGUGGACGUGUAUCCAUAUGCAGUCAGUCUCUCAGGCCAGGACUGGAACAGCAGCAUGUUGCUUAUCAGGAUGCAGGUAUAUUGGCAGAGCUGUGUGUGGCUUGUACAGUGCCUGGCUCAUGCCAGUGAUAUCAGUUUGCCACUUGCAGGAGCAGAAUAAAGUGGACUUUGCAUAUGAGUCCAUCCAUCAGGCAGAUCCGUGUAUCCAUUUUCAGCACCCUUUCCUGAGCAAGUCAGCAAAGCUUCUGAAAGGAACAAAGACUAAUAGUUGUCUUUCCGCACAUCUGAAAGCUUGUGUUCUUUAUCUGCUUGCAGAGUCUGCCCCUCUGUGGAAAGCAUCCAGUCUGGGAAGGCAAAGGGCUGACUUUCUGUUUACAUUCCUAUUACAUAUCAGAAUCAUGACUUCCAAUUGUAAUAUUAUGACUCACGGCUCAGGCAGCUAAAAGCUAGCAGGCUAUAUGCAGGCACAAACUCUUCCCCUUCUUCGUGGUUCCUGGAAGCUGACAUGAGACUUUGCACUGGGAAUGAUAACUGGCUAGGCAGGAAAUUAGCAAUUGGAUGCAUAAACGCAAUGCCUUCUCCAAAGAGAAAUGGAUAAGGGUAAGCGAGUACCUACAGAGACAGAAAAUGAUCACAUCUAUCAAUUAUGUUUGUGUCUGGGAAUGUACUAGUUCCCCAGACAGGCUUUAGGAGGUGCUGUUUCUAUAGCACCUGAAUCUGCCCAUUGACUGAAGAGACUAGUGCUCUCUCAGUGUAAAAUGCAGCCAUGCUUUGCCAGUAAUGCCUUGUGGUGCAAGUUGGACAGGUGACACAGUCAUUUCUUCUUGCCUGAGAGUUCUGGCAGCACUUCUCCGCAGACACGCUUGGUGACUGGAAGUGAUUUCCCGUUGCCUGACACCUGAAGUUAGCAGUCCAGCUUUGAGACUUGUCCUUUCCUGGCUUAGUCUGUGUAUCUCAACAGAGGAUCAGUGUGAGCACGUUAGAGAGAUUCCUCUGAGUACUUCAGCAGACUAAUCACUAGUGAGGGGGAGUUCUACAGCCAGAUGGCGGGAAGAAAGAGCAAGGUUUUGUCACCAAGUACAUAGUGACAUCAAUUGCAUUAAAACAGAGAACCUUGAUUAUUACCUUUUUAAAGGUGCAUUUCUUUUAUAAAGGGAGAUCUAAAUAUGCAGUGAAAAUCAGUGGCCCAACUCUUAACUAGGCUGGGCACGAUCUCUUCAGAAUCCACUGCCUCAGGUGAGGCUGGCUAAAACUCACUUGCCCCGGCCACAUCUAAAGGGACUGUCAGACAGUUGUGUGCCUCUCAAGAACCCACUGGCAAAGCUUAGCCUGGAAGAUGAACAGCUACUUGUGAUACCAUUGUCGGAAGCCCUUCCGUAAGAACCCAGGUCAGUAACAGAUCAUGGAUGCACCCUUUUAAAAUGAUAGAUGUACAUCAAACUGUCUGUUUUUAAUCAGAGUGUUUUGCUUGUUGGUGAAGAGCAGCAUCACUUACUCCUGCAAGAGCUGGUAACACCACAAGCACUCAUGAUGGAACAAGGAAGCAUUGUCCUUGCCCUGUGCAUCCUUGCAGUGUGUGGAAUGUGUUUGGAGAGGGCAGCUGUCAUGGCUAACCCAGAAUCCUGGGCUCUGACCUGGCUGAGUAAUGGCUGCAGGAGCAGACUCUUCUAUUCUGUCUGAAAAAUAUACAUUUGUCAGUGUUAAAUCUGAACAAAUAUUCUGUUAGAAUCUUAAGCAACUUUGGUUCCAGCUUGUUUUGCUGCUCACCUUGAAAAGGCCUCCCUGUGCCUGUGAGGAUAGAUGCAAUUGACUGACAGCCCAUACUGUCUGACAUGCUGUGGACUUUACAAUACUCUGUUCUGCGCAUGGCAGAAGCCAAUGGAAGAAGGUUUCUGGGGAUGGGGAAGGCCAGAGAAGACUAGAACCGCCUCCUGCCUCCCCUAGGCAUCUGAAAAUGGGCUGAACUCACUGUAAAUAGCCUCUGACAUACAGCACAGAAGCCAAGUGAUGUGUCACUGGAAAUCUCUGGAAAGCUAAUUGCUCUCUGAUAAUCAUGCACUUUUUGUGAUAGUCACCUUCCAUCUUCUGUCCCUCUCACCACAGAGGUGACAGACAAGGAGCCUCCUUGUGUAUUACAUUCUCUUCUGUGGAGAAAAGAGACUGAAUGGUACUGAAAGGGUUAAAAUUAUAUUUGCAGAAGUAUCUUUUAGCCCCCCUAAAAAAAUAAUUUUAUUGCAUAUCAAAUCAGCUGCUAAUCCCAGCAUUGGUAUGUUUGAAAACCUAGUACCUACUGAUUCACCUCUUUCUGGUUUUGGUUUUAAUCCUGAGGAAUCAGAGUUUACAUUGCCUUUUGUGUCCUUAGAGCUACACUCUGAUAUCACAAAUGGGCAGGGACCAAGACCUCACCUGAAGCUGGGGCAGAGGGAAAAGUCAGCUGCUGCAAUACACAUCUGGAAUCCCCUAGAGCACAAAAUGCAUAGAGGGCUCAGAUACUGUCUCAUCACUAUGUGAUAAUAGCUCUGUCUUCUGAGCCAAUUCUUGUUUUGAAAUGAAUUUUGUACCAGUCUGUCUGUAGGUGAUGUGAAUGCAAAUUAUAUUCUGAGUGACAUUUUUCUCCAGGUGAUUGUAGUGCUAAUUGUGACUUUCUAGGUCAUGUAACUAUGCCAUCCACUAAUGUCAGUGUUGAGUGUUUAUGUGACUGCACAGAAUUUGGGUUGAAUUAUUAAAAUAAAAUUUAAAUAUUCAAGCUGUUGGCUUUUCCCUUUCA